AUGGCCGGGCAAUACCAAGACGCAUCUAAGCUUGCGUACACUGCGUUUGAAAUCUUCCAGCCUGCAAUGGACAACGUACUCGCCGAACAGGCGCGUGCGCUGUACGCAGGAACAUGGACAAGUCAGGAUGGGAAGAGCAAGGCGUCAAUCGUGGUGGACAAGGGCACGUUAUACAUUGAGAAUCUCCUGCUGGACGAUACAGAUAUCCUGCUUAUGUUCCAUGCCUCGGAGAGACUCGCUCUUCGGUCGUCAGGAAGGAGAGAUGAGCUCCGGCUCGACACAGGCAUCCCCGGAUACAACGGCCUGAAGCAUAUGGGAUGUUAUCCAUACUGGAAUGGCCAGGAUCUGUGGGGCGUUCGCAACAAUGCACCCAUAAACGUGAUUUAUUUCAGAGGUCCUAGUGCUAAUCGCACCUUACAUGUUCCUGCUGCCGACAUCAUCAUGACUCGCGUUUGA
Messenger RNA from Sparassis crispa, 456 nucleotides. RefSeq lists its product as hypothetical. Lineage: Eukaryota; Fungi; Basidiomycota; Agaricomycetes; Polyporales; Sparassidaceae. The transcript has 2 exons. The record is from RefSeq and is a predicted model, not a curated record. Bases 1 to 456 code for a protein of 151 amino acids.